Messenger RNA from Brassica napus (rape), 2196 nucleotides. RefSeq lists its product as uncharacterized. The coding region runs from base 1654 to 1914 and encodes 86 amino acids. NCBI's taxonomy places the organism in Eukaryota, Viridiplantae, Streptophyta, Magnoliopsida, Brassicales, Brassicaceae. The record is from RefSeq and is a predicted model, not a curated record. The transcript has a single exon.
UCUGUCUCUGGGAAGCGAUGGUUCUUUCAGCAUCGGUUUUGCAGGCUUUUGUCUCCGGGAGGGGAUGGCUUCUCUAGCAUCUCGAUCGCCGGCUUUGUGUCUCCGGGAAGGGAUGGCUUCUCUAGCAUCUCGAUCGCCGGCUUUGUGUCUUCGGGAAGGGAUGGCUUCUCUAGCAUCUCGAUCGCCGGCUUUUUCUCAGGUAGAUCUACCACCCAGAGCGCUUCAGUUGUUCUUCUUGCCUCUCUUUCUAAGUCUCAGAAGACUUUCUCCUCCACUCGGUUGUAUGUGGCGUUUGAAACUAUCUUGAAUGAUUAUGAACGAUUGUAGGCGGUUGUUAGCUUUGUGGGUCUCGUAGAUCCUUCAGUGUGUUUGGUUCAUUGGCUCGAGCUUUGAGUAUAAUGUUCAGGUGGAACAGAGAGUAUCCGGUUAGUCUAUGCCGUCGACGUUGAUCCGUAGAAUCGUCGUGAUAGCUCCGGAGGUUUCGAUUACGACACGGGUUACUGUCCCGUGUUGGUAAUGAGUUUUUUGUGGGCUUUAGGUCCAAGUUUGGCUUUGCAAGUGAUCGGUUUGUCUUUGUGCUUUUUAUUUAUGGUUGUUGUAGUCUCGGACUUGAUUUUUAUUUGGGCUUUCGAUCCAUUAAUAAAAUUCUAGACGACAAAAAAAAAAGUAAUGGUAUACAGUUUUCUUGCCUAACUCCACUAACAAAGCUAACAAUAUUAUACUUACCAACUACUACUUGAAUUUUAAUUUGAUUCAGAAGAGAUUGACUCAUUGGAAUCUUGUUUAUGCUAAUCAGUUAACAACCCCUAACUUAUUCAUUAUUAUUGAUAUCGAAACAAAUCCCACAAGUUAAUAUUCUAGCCUAAUUUAUUUUCACAUCUUAAGGCAGUAAAAUUUUACAAAAGCAAAUUAUAGAAGAAAAAAAUCUUAAGGCAACAAAAAUAAAGAACAACAUAAGAAGCUAUAAUAGUUUAUUUUGGGAACAAAAUCAAGCCAUGAUAGUUUUUAUAAAGAAAACCCAAGCUAUAAUAGUUUCAUACCUACUAAGUUAGUAAUUUGUAAUUUCUUUAUACAUAUAAAAUUAGCUAGCUGGUCAAUAAAAAAUUAGCACUUUUCGAAAGGUUAGAGCAUGACUAACCACGGUUUUUUAGUCGGGGUUCUUAACUUAUGAUUUGACAUUUUCUUUUUUACACUUUUCAACUAAGAAACGGCUCUUAUAUCUCUUAUUUAAGAGACAGUUCUUAACUUUUCUUAGUUAAAAUCUAAGAAAAACUAAGAACCAUUUUUUAGCUGAAGGUAAGAAUCCUAAUUAAAAAAAUGGGGUUAAUGAUGGUCUUGGAGACCGUCCUUUUAAACUAACUCGCCUGCACCAUCCCCUUAUAUCGGGUGUCUAAUUCUACAUCGUAUUCCCUUUUUAUAUUGUCUAACCAAUUACAAACAAAAUGUGAUAAGUAUUAUUUAAUUUUACUAUCGAAACUCGUAUCUUCCUUCCUCUCCAUCCUUUUUCAUCUUACCUUUGAAUCUAUUCAUACUUGUAUAUAAAGCUUUACUUCCUCCUCUGCUACUCCUUUUCUAUCAAUAACCAAAACACAUUCAUUGUUUUAAACUCUAAACCCUACACUCCAAACAUCUGAGCUACCACCAAAAACAAAAAUGAGACCCUUUGGUUUGAUCUUUACGGUCAUGUUCUUGGUCUCAGCCUUUUCGGAAUCAAGAACCGCCGAUUGCAGAGUUCUCCUUGGUGGUUCAUGGGAGGAUAUAGGUCAAUCUAAGAAUCACGGAGUUGAUUUGCGAAGUAAAGAAUUGUUAGGGGUCGUGAUACGUGGUUAUAAAAGGCUACGAUCGAUCUCUUCAGCUGGAGAGAGGAUGCACACAAUGGCUUCAGGACCGAGCAGGAGAGGUGCUGGUCACUAAAAGACUGUUAACCCAUGCACUUACAUUAUGUCUAUAAAUCAAUAUUGCUUAGCUCAGGUUAUAGUAAAUAGUUUUCAGUUGUUAUAGGUUAUUAUAUUUAUUUAGUCGUGAAAGAUCAACGUAAAGUUUAGAGAGGAAAUAUUCUUUGAUCAUACAAUAGUUGGUUCCUUCUAAUAAAAAUCACGUGCCAAUAAAUUGAUAAUUUUGUUUUUGAUUGAAUUUAUAGAAUAGUUUGAGAUCCACGUUAACCGUGUAAAUUCGAGAUGAAUCAGUUUUUUUCCA